AGCCUUUUGACUGGGAGCGUCGCUACCCCACAUUUUGCAACCAUGCCUGGCCCUGUCGCUCAAGGUGAUGGUGCCGGCAUUGUGGCACCGAUGAUGCUCCUAGAUAGGCUCUGUUCCAACUACAAGGCCCACAUGGCCCAGCUUGAAAAGGAGAAGCAGCAGAUCUUUGAGAAUAAGAUUCGCUUCGCACGCAGAGAUGCCACGACUCAGCUUCUCUUCGGCGUGUGCGAUAAGCUUUUGAGGGACAAGGCCGCCCUUGAGGAGCACCGAUUCGAGGAGCACACCGCAGAGCCACACGUGCUCUUCAAUCGUCUCGGUGUGGACUUCCCGCGACGGACCUCAGAAAAGACGACCGGAUUGCUGAUGGGUCUCCCGCGAAGACUCUCAGGCGUGCACCAGCGAGUUCUCAGGAGGUCUUCGCUGCGGUCCAUCUUCGGGCCGUGCUUUGGACGCCCCACGGGCGGAGAAUUCCCGCAGAAUCUGAGGGGCUGGCAGGAAGCUCAAACCGUGUUCAACCCCACGUUCGAGGUCUUGCGGGACAGAUCCUUUGCGAAUGUUCCUGCCACAGAACUGAGCGUCGGGGACAUCGUCUACUUGCAACGCGGUCAUCGAGCGCCCUGCGACCUGAGAGUUCUCAUAUCAUCCGAGGACACGCAAAUCGACGCUUCUUCUGUCAGCAUGACUCCGUGCGAUGUCAGGCAUUGCACGACUCAUUGCACAGCCCUGGAUCCAAAGGCGUCCAGCAACAUCGUCCUCAAGGGCAGCUGGGUCCUUCAGGGCUCCCUGCUGGGAAUUGUUCUCCGACCCUCACAGGAUCCACAUGCCCCAGGUGCCGCCAAAGAGGAGGCUGACUUCGUGUUGGACACCUCUGUGCCGCUUGGCAUGCGGCAGGCCAAGUGCCAAAGUACCUAUGCCACUCUAAGUGUGCAAGCCAGCUGCCUGUGCCGGUCCUUCGAGUCCAUGGUUGAGCUUUCUGAGGUUCAAGCAUUGAUCAUCUUCCUCACUGAGGAUCUGGCAGAUGUGGCAGCCGUGCGAGAUUUGGUGCGCAGCAUGCGAGAACUCGGCAAGGCGGUGUUCCUGGUGGGCGACGGGCAGCUCCUGCGGCGCUGCUCCCACGAGUGCAAUCUGCGCUAUGUAGCCUUGCAAGGCUUGCGAUCUGCCAACAGCACCGGGAUUCCAAGUCCCAGCAUGGACUCCACUCAGUCUGGCAACUUCGAAAGUCCCGGCGACGGAGCCAGGUCGGCCGGUAUGACGGAAGACGACUGUUUGGCUGAAGUGGUGGCCUCCUGUACGGAAGAGAGAGCCUCCGGGGCUUGCAUCAGCGGCAUCUCUGAGGCUGCGCUUGCUCGACUCUGCAGACUGCUUCAAGAUGGCGGGAUGGGAGUGCUGUAUGCCUCCAGCCAAUUGCAGCCCCAGUUCUUGCGAAGUAUACCCAAUCACAGCUCGCGGCCGAGGAUCUCCGAGGUGGUGUCGGCCUGCUCCACCUCGGCUUCGCGAGUGAGAUCGCAGAGCAAUGAUACCUCCGUGGCACAUUGGCCCUCUGCCAAUACGCAAGAGGUGUGCAUCAAUGGGACCAAGACUUCUGAGACGGUGGAGGGCGAGGAGAUGGGGCCGAUGAUGUCCAAAGCACUUUCUCCACUGGUGGUGUCGAUCAAUUCCAAGGGCGUUUUGUCUGACUUUGCCAGCGUGGCAAUUCAACGGUCUGAUCUGCGAUGCUUGGCGCUGGCUCUGCAAAUUGUUUCCAAGGCGGUGCCGCGUGGAUGCUGAGGUCAAUGCAGAUGACCUCAGCGGUUUCGAAGACUUUCUUUCCCUCCCAGAGCUUAUUGGAGCCCUCGGGGCGUCUCGUCGUGGUGCAAGAAGCUUGGGGAGGGGGUUCUAAAUGUGCUGCCUGCUUGGUGUGUGGCGUUCAGACUCCUGUUCG
Molecule: messenger RNA, 1921 nt
Organism: Effrenium voratum
Lineage: Eukaryota; Dinophyceae; Suessiales; Symbiodiniaceae
Source: the annotation of a GenBank genome assembly